UAACCUAAACCUACAUUCGUAAUCGUAAAGUAUGAGGAUGUGGAUGGUUACACCGAAUCAGUUUCUCAACUUUAGAAGUUUUCAGGCCAAACUAUCGUCAGUUCGUCGCUUUCUGGAAAGUUCAGAAGUCAGAACACGGUUGGACCGGUCACCGGCAUUUCCCAAUAAACCUGUCGCUGUGGCCGAGAGCGAGAAGGUGAGAACUGAUCACUCCAUCAGAUCUAAACGCCAAGUGUCCUAAAAAAGGGCCGCAAAGCAAAGUGUUAUGUCCGGCCUUCGGUGAGCCUUUGAUUCAAAACCCCGAAAGGCCCUGAAAAAAUUAGAAAGACCUGAGUCUCCCAGUCUCCACUUCAGAGUGACAGGGUCCAGAGAGGGGGCUUCGUCGUUCGUACUCAAAUCGGUGCUGAUCUUCUGGUUGAUAGCAAAAUGGUGGCCUCCGCGGGGAAUACGCUCCGGCCGUUGCUGGGAUUCGGGUUUUGGGUUCAGGGUUUCCGAUGCUUUCCAUGGAUGGGCGUGAAUUUCUUUCUCAAAGACGGUCUCAAAGUGGAUCCCUCCACACUUCAGCUGUUGCAGAACUCGGCAAACCUUCCGAUGAUCGGAAAGCCUAUAUACGGAAUCGUCUCCGACGCCGUUUACAUUGGAGGCCAGCACAGGAUCCCUUACAUCGCCAUUGGAGGAUCCGGGGAACCGGGGAUGGAGCGAGAUAGGGUUGCUACUUGCUACUGGUACUGGAAUUUUCGAAUAGCUUUACGUGUGAGGGUAAAAUUGUAUUUUCACUUCGGUGGGAAAGACAUAUUGGCUGAAUUGCCCUCGAUUUCUGGUUUCUUCCUGAAGCAACGCGUGUUAGGGAAGACACUGAGGAAAGGCCGAAACGAUGAGGUCGCCGACGCAGCGAGUGGCGACGCCGCGGUUUGGUUCAAAAAGCUGUUGGGACUUACUUUUUUCUUGCAGGCAGUGUCAUGGCUAACCAUUGCAGUCCUUCCUUCAACAAGCAUCUCUAUCUUCACUGUUAGUCUCCUUCUCCUCCUUAGCAACCUUGGUGCAUCUAUUGUUGAGGUUGCCAAUGAUGCCCUCGUUGCCGAGACAGGAAAGCAACCAACAUCUUCCAAAAAGUCACAACCAUCUUCAUCUGGUGAGCUUCAGUCAUUUGUUUGGAUUGCUACCUCUGUUGGUGGAGUCCUCGGAAACCUCCUUGGAGGCAUUGUUAUAGAUCGGUUUUCCCCACAGAUGAUGUUCCUUGUGUUUGGUCUUCUUCUAUCUGUCCAGCUCCUCACAACACUGGUAGUCCGAGAAAGCUCACUUAACCUCCCCAUGAAUCCAUCUAGUUCUGGCAUCCGUAAACAGUUGUCCAUGCUAUCAAUUGCAUUGCAUAAGCCAGAGAUUGCUUAUGCAAUUGUAUGGUUUGCAGCUUCUUAUGCCGUUAUCCCAGUCUUGACAGGAACCAUGUUCUUCUACCAAACUCAGUAUCUGAGCCUUGAUUCAUCUGUUCUUGGACUGUCUAAGGUGUUUGGACAAGCAGCGAUGCUUCUAUGGAGUGUAAUCUAUAAUCAACGAUUGAAAUCAGUCCCACCAAGAAAACUAAUUUCAGCAGUUCAGGUUGUGAUGGCCAUGUUCAUGUUAUCAGAUGUAUUGUUUGUGAAGGAAUUUUAUCGGAACCUUGGUAUUCCAGAUUCUGUGUAUGUAGUGAUUUUCUCAGGGUUAUUGGAGGUCUUAUUCAUAUUCAAGUUGUUACCAUUCAGUGUCCUAAUGGCACAACUCUGCCCACCUGGUUGCGAGGGAUCUCUCAUGGCCUUUGUCAUGUCUGCUAUUGCAUUUGCAUUUAUUGUGAGUGGGUAUCUUGGCGUCGCACUUGUGAAAUAUAUUGGCAUCUCAGAGAAAGACUUUUCGGGGCUGCCACAUGGCAUUUUGAUACAAGUUGCAUGUACACUGGUGCCACUAUAUUGGAGUUCAUGGAUUCCUGAUGAUGUCAAACUUCAGAAAAAGAAAGAGUAGUCUUUAGGAUCAUUAUCAUCAAGGUGUGUAAAGUGCUGUAAGAUUUUACCCACUCUUUUGGUAUUUCAUAGAAAAGUUAACAAAUUUUUUGCAUUUAUUAAAAAGAUAAGAACAUGCCCCCUAAAAUUCUUUCCAGGGAUGAGGUUUUAUUUGACCCAAACUCACAUUGAGGACCACUGAUCAGAUAAACUGUUCUUGUCCAAUAGUGUAGCUUUGUUACACAUUUCUUAACACCAAAUGGUGCAUCCCAUAUUUCUUAAAAGAUACGGACAUGCCUUUCUUUAAUUUUACUGAGUCUGAAUUUCCUGUAGACUGAUGUAAAGAGGAUGUGCACCUGCAGACAUGGGUCAUUUUCUUAUAAGAAAUAUAGUAUUGGACUUUCUUAAA
Molecule: messenger RNA, 2379 nt
Organism: Nelumbo nucifera (sacred lotus)
Lineage: Eukaryota; Viridiplantae; Streptophyta; Magnoliopsida; Proteales; Nelumbonaceae
Product: putative folate-biopterin transporter 7
Cellular component (GO): membrane
Source: RefSeq, a predicted model, not a curated record